GAAAUCGACCACAACUUUAGCAGAGCGCACCGCAUUGUUACCGGCAGCAUCUUGCCUCUUGUAGAACAGUAUGGCGAACACUCUCGGAAUGUGUGGGAGGCGACCAAGUUCUGGAAACAAUUCUUCGAGGCCUCUGCCAACGUCUCGCUGUCUGGAUAUGAAGAGCUGGCCAACAACGGGCCCGAGGAGAGCACCGAGAUCGAACAGACAGUAGACGAAAGUACUGCCCAGUACAGCACUCCCCAUAACCAGCAACAACACCACAACGAAGGCGUCAGCCAUCUCGAGGCGAAUCAAUCCUCGGUAGUCUACCCCAGCGGCAGCCGACAACAACAACAACAACAGCAGCAGCAGCAGCACCAGCAGCACCAGCACCAGCAGCAGCACCAGCAAGACGAAUCAAUGUUUGACAACAGCGACGAAGACGUCUCGGGCAGCACCCCCCGCCCUACCAUAGGGAAAACCAUACCCUCCCGCUCCCAAAUGGCGACGCUCUCCUCCCCCUACGAGAACCUCAGGCGGGACUAUUCGCAAAAACCCAACACGCCAGGCUACGAGCCCACCCCAAAGCAAGAAGAAGAAGACAACACCUCCCUCCUCAUCCAAGAAUUCACCACCCGCCUCCCAGACAUGUCCAUGCACCCCCGUCACUCCCCUCCCGAGCAAUCCCACACGGCAACACAAUUCCUCGAUUCCGACGACGAUUUGGCGUUCUUGAAACCAGGCAACAAGAAAAAUACCGACCCGGUCCUCCACCAUUUGAAGGACAAAAACUUCCGCGUCAUGGCCACCCCUCACAAAGGCCACACGGGAGUUACGCCCCUCAAAUGGAAAAUAACCUCUAACCAACCCCUCUUCACCACCCCCGGCAAAGGCAAGUCCGGUGUUGAUCCAACAAUCACCUCCCGCCCCAUCUGGGCCGAUUCCCCGGGCGACAGCCCAGAGAUUGCGCUGCCACAACUGCGCUCAGCGGCGUUUAUGUCGCCUACCAAGGCGGCGUAUCGGUCUGCGGCGCUUAAACAGAGUGUUAAUGCCCCUAGGACGCCAGGGGUGAGCGUGCAGACACCGGCGGCAAAGGGGGGGAAGACGAGGGAUGUGUACAAUGAGGAUAAGUAUGCGAACGCGACGGGGGAUGAGCUAGGGUGGAGCGAGGAUGAUGAUGAGGAUGAACGGGAGCUGAGCGAGAUGGGGAUGAGCCCGCCGAAGACGAUUCAGUUUGCGCUGCCGCCUGGGAGGUUGAUGCAGACGCCUGCGAGGGAGGCGAGCAGGAGGAUUGUGGAGGGGUUGCUGAUGAGGGCUGGGGAGGGGGAUAUGACGUUGGAUUUUACGGGGGUUGUGCCUGGUUUUGGGGGAGAGCAACAAGAACAACAAGGGGGGAAUGGGGGGCAGAGGGGGAUGGAGUAUAGUCCUACGUUGGUGAAGAUGAGUUUGGAGAUGCAGGAUGAUACUUUUUAG
This is a messenger RNA of Podospora anserina S mat+, 1455 nucleotides long. RefSeq lists its product as uncharacterized. The record is from RefSeq and is a predicted model, not a curated record. Lineage: Eukaryota; Fungi; Ascomycota; Sordariomycetes; Sordariales; Podosporaceae. The annotation marks the transcript as partial. The transcript has a single exon. Gene Ontology annotation, cellular component: DASH complex; mitotic spindle; mitotic spindle pole body. Gene Ontology annotation, biological process: attachment of spindle microtubules to kinetochore.